Messenger RNA from Dibothriocephalus latus, 867 nucleotides. Lineage: Eukaryota; Metazoa; Platyhelminthes; Cestoda; Diphyllobothriidea; Diphyllobothriidae. The record is from the annotation of a GenBank genome assembly.
AUGGUUAAUGCGUAUAGUUUGGACGGGGUUGUUACAAUCGGACUCCUUAUAAUAUGCACCUGUGCGUAUAUGCGACGUGUUCCAAAACUUCGUUCGUGUUUAGACAUGGAGUCCGUAUCUGUCCCUUCUGAGGCUUCCGAGUCCAAACAGUCAGAGGUAGAAAAGCUUAUGCAGCUUCUCUUUCUCUCAUCUGUCCAAAUGGAUACGGUUGAUGAUCAGCAGCUAAUAGGAUGUGUUGCCCAGCUAUCCGCCUUGUCUUUACAAGAACUCGCCGAGGCUCCCUCUCGUAUACAAGCAGAAGAAGAAAGUCUUCGUCAUCAAACUGAAAAACUAGCUGUUGAAAACUACCCAAUAUUUUUGGCCAACGCGAGCACCAGUCGUGAGGUGCAUAGGGAAUUUGAGUCAAUUUCCACUUCUAACGAUUUACUGUUGAAUCUGGUAUCCCAAGCAUUAUCAACAGCCCAGGCUAUCUCUCGAAAGACAGACAACUACGGACUUAAGUUCAGGCGGAAUGCGAGGUUGGCCCAAAAUCAUACACAGGUACCGUUUAGGUAUGCCCCUUUGCUUUUCUAUGUCAACCCCAGACGGACUGUCUUCUUUUCUUGUCAGCUUCUCGAAUUCCUGGAAUUGCCGCAAUUAAUGGAAACUUGUGUGCAAAAUGGCUACUAUGAAGACGCUCUGAAUAUCCUUGCUCACGCCAAACGCAUAUGUAAAAAACAUGGCCAAUCGGUACCCGUUGUCAGAAUUAUCGCGGCACAAACCGAACAAAUCAGUGGUCAACUGUUCUUUCAACUCUGCAAGCAGUUACGAGAGCCAAUCACUUUGCCCGUCUGUCUUAAAGUAAGCAUCCAUCCCCAUGCUCGCUGA